Suillus fuscotomentosus is the source of this 1387-nucleotide messenger RNA. RefSeq names its product MFS general substrate transporter. Gene Ontology annotation, biological process: transmembrane transport. Lineage: Eukaryota; Fungi; Basidiomycota; Agaricomycetes; Boletales; Suillaceae. Gene Ontology annotation, molecular function: transmembrane transporter activity. Bases 1 to 1380 code for a protein of 459 amino acids. The record is from RefSeq and is a predicted model, not a curated record. The transcript is spliced from 7 exons.
AUGGACACCUCAAAUUCUCCUCGCACAACAAGCGAAACCACGCCUCUGGUCUCAGCAGGGACCUCGAAAAAGCCUAAAACACCUCUUCCAAAACUUCAGAUAGGCAUACUUAUGACAUUGCGACUUGUCGAACCUAUCGCUUCGAUGUCCAUAUUUCCGUACAUCAAUCAGCUUAUCAGAGAACUUGGCAUCACUGGAGGUGAUGAUGCGGCUGUAGGCUAUUAUGCUGGAAUAACUGAGUCUUUGUUUUUCGUCGCACAGACACUGACAGUACUGAGAUGGAGUCGGUUGUCUGACCGUAUUGGGCGCAAGCCAGUGUUACUAGUGGGGCUAUCAGGAACUUGCAUGUCAAUGCUGUGUUUCGGUCUCUCGACGACGUUCUGGGGCCUUGUCGUUAGCCGCUGCAUGUGCGGUGUACUGAACGGCAAUGUUUCAGUCCUUGAAGACUAUGCUGGGCGAAUUGACAGACUUCUACGAAUAUGGCUCAGGGAUUUGCCUUGCUUCCAGAUAAUGUGGUGCAUUGGAGGCUUUAUUGGCCCCUUAAUAGGUGGUAUGCUUGCGCGUCCACAAGAUAACUGGCCCGAAUUAUUCGCGCAUCCAUUUUGGAGCAAAUACCCAUAUUUUCUACCUUGUGCAGUGUCUGCUUGUAUGUUUGUACUGGGCUUUCUCGUCGUGUUAUUUUUCUUAGAAGAAGUGAGUUUUACAUACUACCUUGAUGAUCGAGGUGGUCUUUCACAGAUAUCUAACAUGCCCAUGCGAUCUCUGCUCACACCUACCAUUGUCAUUCCAAUUGCAAACUACGCCAUGCUCGCCUUGCUUGAUAUUGCUCUCAUGGCUAUUUUGCCACUGUUCCUUUCUACGCCUACAUACCUUGGCGGCCUUGGCUUCACUCCUUCUCGUAUUGGCUUGUGGAUGGGAAUAUAUGCAAUGGCAAACGGUAUCUUCCAGGCACUGUUCUUCGCCAAAAUUGUCGAUUGGGUUGGUCCAAAGCGUUUCUUCUGUGGCGCCGUGUCGUGCUUCGCGCCAAUCAUACUCAUGUUUCCGAUCAUGUCGUGGCUUGUACAUGCAAGGGGGAUGGUUGAUCAUGCAAUCACACCUACAUUAAUCAGCCAACUAGCGCUUACGAUGAUAUGGGAUAUGGCAUACGGGACUGUAUUCAUGUUUAUCACGGCCUCUGCCCCCACAAAGAAUGUCCUUGGCACUGUCAAUGGUCUUGGUCAAACCUCCGCGUCCAUGGCUCGUGUCGUUGGGCCUGCAUUUGCAACUUCGCUUUUUGCAUUCUCAAAGGAACACAAUAUUCUUAACGGGAAUGCAGUCUAUGUUGUCUUCAUCGUGCUGGCUGGUGUACUGAGGUGGCUAGGGUCACAAGUUGCCAGAUAAAAUACAA